AUGGGGCAGCUGCACGCCCAGGGGAGCCUCGUGUCGAGCCUGAUCGGCUCAGUGAUGGCAAUCCGCAUAGCGAGACAUCUUCUCGCGUUACUUGCCGGUAUCUCGUGGAAUGCCAUGGACCCCAUCGGCACACCGCUCGCCGUUCUCGGAGGUCUCGCAUGGUGCUACAGCUUCGGCUGUGAACUCGUCAAAAGAUGGCACGUCUUCCAGGAGGCCGACUUCAGGAUCCAGGAACAUGCCCUCCAGCUCAAUGAUCACUGCAUACGGCUGGAUGAGCAGACAAAGGUCUUAGGACUAGUAUGGACUCGGCUCGAUGGACGACAUCAGAUGCAUUUCCACGACCUCACUCAGGCUCUUCAGAACAAUCUACGCUUAGCAUCCGACAGCCUGACGGGCGCAGAUCAACGCAAGCCACGCCGACUCCAACGUCUCAGGCGGAAAGCGAGUUUUGAGGCAAUGCGCUACACUUUCAUCUACGAAUCCGUUGAGGAGGCUAUCAGGAAGCUAGAAAGUUGGCACGCUCGGUUCGACUCAUCCUUUUUCCUCCUCACUCGCAUGGAUUUCAGCAUCGACUCACACAUCGGAGAACAGCAAAAUGCCCCAGGUCAGCCAGCUCAGACUCUUCGGCGGCUACAAAGUGCUGUCGGUACCAUCCCUAACUCAUCAGUCUCCCUCGCCCUCUAUGGGUCCCAACAGGUCCUUGUCGAUACCCUCAUUCCUGACUCUCAAGCCGAGCUCGACCGCACAAGCAAGUCCAUAUACGACCUAAGUGAGAUCCUCAAGCAAUCCGAGCCCACCUGCUUCAACGUCCUCAACUGCAUGGGCAUCCUCUAUCAACCGCCUUCCUCCGCCACCGCUUUUCAGCCGUCCUUCAAUCUCCUCUUCAGCAUCCCCAGCACCCUCCAGAAACCCACAUCUUUGCGCGCCUUCCUCCGCCGCACCAAAGACUCGGAUGUGCCACUCGACGAUCGCGUCGCCCUUGCCAAGGGACUAGCUAAGGGCAUGAUGUUCGUCCAUUCGGCCAAAUUCGUCCACAAGAACAUCCGCCCAGAAACCAUCAUCCUCUUCAGCGACACCAAGACCGGUGCUCGCGCUCUCGACAAGCCCUUCCUCAUGGGCUUCGAGCAGUUUCGCCCGGCUGACGGCUGGACGCAGCGCAAAGGCGACACCAAUCUGGAAAAGCAUAUCUACCGACAUCCCUCGCGGCAGGGCCUCUAUCCGGAAACGGACUACAACAUGCAGCACGAUAUCUACAGCCUCGGCGUGGUCCUGCUCGAGAUCGGCCUCUGGACGUCGGUUGUCGACUACCCUAGCAGCAAAGACGGGAAAGCACAGCCGCCGCCACCGAAGUUGCUUCCUUUUGUGGGGACGAAGGAGAUCCUAGCGGACACCAAUGAACGGCGGCGGGCGCUGGCGCUGAAGAAGCGCAUGACAGAGGCUGCGGGAUAUCUGCCGAGUAGGAUGGGGAGGAUCUAUACGGACGUGGUGCUCACGUGUUUGAAUUGUCUUGAUGCGGGCGACGAGAAUUUAUUUGGGCAGGAGAGCGAGUUUGACGACAAAGAGGGAAUUGCUGUGGCAGUGCGAUUUGCGGAGAUGGUGAGUCCUUAUGUUACCUGA
This is a messenger RNA of Cyphellophora attinorum, 1617 nucleotides long. RefSeq lists its product as uncharacterized. The coding region runs from base 1 to 1617 and encodes 538 amino acids. Gene Ontology annotation, molecular function: ATP binding; protein kinase activity. The record is from RefSeq and is a predicted model, not a curated record. The transcript is spliced from 4 exons. NCBI's taxonomy places the organism in Eukaryota, Fungi, Ascomycota, Eurotiomycetes, Chaetothyriales, Cyphellophoraceae. Gene Ontology annotation, biological process: protein phosphorylation.